GCAACAUGUGUUGGAUAAUUCCAGAAGAAGCUUCGCAGUUUCUUAGCUGUUGCAGGGUUGUGGUAAGCAGCCGUACUUGGCUCGAGGUUGCUCAUCGUUUUUUGUAUUAGUCGAGUGUCAAAAUGUUAAACGUCCAGAGAAAUGUUUGGAAGGCGUGCAGGAGCAGCCUCCAGUCAGACCUCCUCAGAACGCUGACCAGACGAGACUAUGCGUCCGAAGCCAUUAAGGGAGCGGUCAUCGGCAUCGACCUGGGAACCACUAACUCGUGUGUUGCGGUUAUGGAGGGGAAGCAGGCCAAGGUUCUGGAAAACGCAGAAGGAGCCAGGACGACUCCGUCUGUGGUCGCCUUCACAGCAGAAGGUGAGCGCCUGGUGGGAAUGCCCGCCAAACGCCAGGCUGUCACCAACCCGAAGAACACGCUCUACGCCACAAAGAGGCUAAUAGGACGGCGCUUCGAAGACCCAGAGGUCCAGAAAGACUUGAAGCAUGUCCCAUUCAAGAUUGUGCGAGCCUCUAAUGGCGAUGCUUGGGUGGAGGCUCACGGGAAAAUGUACUCCCCCAGCCAGGUUGGAGCCUUCGUCCUCAUGAAGAUGAAGGAAACAGCAGAGAGCUACUUGGGCAACAAGGUGAAGAACGCAGUCAUCACGGUUCCUGCCUACUUCAACGACUCCCAGAGACAGGCUACCAAAGACGCAGGUCAGAUUGCUGGUUUGAAUGUGCUGCGUGUCAUCAACGAGCCAACAGCUGCAGCUCUGGCCUACGGCCUGGAUAAAACCCAGGACAAGAUCAUUGCUGUUUAUGACCUGGGUGGUGGUACCUUUGAUAUCUCCGUCCUGGAGAUCCAGAAGGGCGUUUUUGAGGUGAAGUCCACAAAUGGAGACACAUUUCUGGGAGGAGAAGACUUCGACCAGCACCUCCUCACACACAUAGUGAAGGAAUUCAAGAGAGAGUCUGGUGUGGACCUCAUGAAAGACAACAUGGCUCUUCAGAGAGUGAGAGAGGCUGCUGAGAAGGCCAAGUGUGAGCUGUCGUCUUCACUGCAGACUGAUAUCAACCUCCCCUACCUCACCAUGGACGCCUCUGGUCCCAAACAUCUGAACAUGAAGCUGACUCGUGCCCAGUUCGAGGGCAUCGUGGCCGACCUGAUUCGCCGCACCGUGGCUCCGUGUCAGAAGGCCAUGCAGGAUGCCGAGGUGUCCAAAGGAGACAUCGGGGAAGUGCUGCUGGUGGGAGGCAUGACCCGCAUGCCCAAGGUUCAGCAGACGGUCCAGGACCUGUUUGGCCGAGCUCCCAGCAAGUCUGUGAACCCAGACGAGGCCGUUGCUAUAGGAGCAGCCAUUCAGGGCGGCGUUCUGGCUGGUGACGUCACAGACGUGCUGCUUCUAGACGUGACUCCUCUGUCUCUGGGGAUCGAGACUCUGGGAGGCGUCUUCACCAAGCUCAUCAACAGGAACACCACCAUCCCCACCAAGAAGAGCCAGGUGUUCUCCACAGCAGCUGAUGGACAGACCCAGGUGGAGAUCAAGGUGUGUCAGGGGGAGCGAGAGAUGGCCGCAGACAACAAGGUGCUGGGCCAGUUUACGCUGGUGGGAAUCCCCCCCGCUCCUCGGGGAGUCCCUCAGAUCGAGGUCACCUUUGACAUCGACGCCAACGGGAUCGUCCACGUGUCCGCCAAGGACAAGGGGACAGGUCGCGAGCAGCAGAUCGUGAUCCAGUCAUCAGGAGGCCUCAGCAAAGAUGACAUCGAGAACAUGAUCAAGAAUGCUGAGAGGUACGCCGAGGAGGACCGCAGGAGGAAGGAAUGCGUGGAGGCUGUCAACAUGGCUGAGGGCAUCAUCCAUGACACAGAAUCCAAGAUGGAGGAGUUUAAGGAUCAGCUGCCUGCUGACGAGUGCACCAAGCUGAAGGAGGAGAUCUCAAAGGUGCGGGAGCUGUUGGCCAAGAAGGACUCUGAGACGGGGGAGAACAUCAAACACGCAGCCAGCAGCCUGCAGCAGGCCUCACUCAAGCUCUUUGAAAUGGCCUAUAAGAAGAUGGCAGCAGAGCGAGAAGGCAGUAGCAGCAGCAGCAGCUCAUCAGAAGGAGAGAAGAAGGAGGGCCAGCAGUAGACCUCUACACCCGUCUGUAAUUUAUCUGUAAAUCAAACGUGAAACAUUUUAUAGGUUGUUUUUCUUUUUUUAUAUCUGAAAUCUGAGUUUUAGUUUGUGUUUCCUCCCUGAGGCUCAUCAGUGUGUUCAGACACCAGCCUGUCUCAGGUGUUCCUCUCACCGGUCUUCAGAAAUCCACCCGCAUCAUCCGAGCUGACCAUAUAAUAAAGUUAUUACAUAAAAGCAGCUCUAGCGUCAGUGACGGACGUGUUUGCUGCCACCUGCUGGUCAUCCGUAUAAGUAUUUAUUCUGACUAACAAGGAUAGUGUUGGUCAGGUGACCCAGGAGGUUGCAGCUGGCUGGUCAUGUGGCCGAGUCCCCCCCCCCCCCCCCGAUCUGGACACCUAAACACACCUGUGUCAUUCCACAGCAGGAGAAAGCGUUGCUGCCACAAACUCUUCUUCUGGUACCCCCCACCCCCCAGGGGAGCCUGCUCUGGCCAACAGGAAGUGGGUUUUUUGUGUUGGGGGGGGGUGGAAGUGAGGGUGGUAGUCUGCAGUCUUUUGUAAUAAAACAUAAAACUGG
Molecule: messenger RNA, 2672 nt
Organism: Nothobranchius furzeri (turquoise killifish)
Lineage: Eukaryota; Metazoa; Chordata; Actinopteri; Cyprinodontiformes; Nothobranchiidae
Gene: hspa9
Product: heat shock protein 9
Biological process (GO): protein folding
Cellular component (GO): mitochondrion; cytoplasm
Molecular function (GO): ATP-dependent protein folding chaperone; ATP binding
Source: RefSeq, a predicted model, not a curated record